AUGGCAAUGGCUAACGUGCUGCAUAUGAAUGGGGGAAUGGAAGAGGCCAGCUACGCUAUGAACUCCCUGCUUCAGCGGAAGGGGAUAUCAACCACUUUGCCGAUAACAAAGGAAGCCAUAGCAAAACUUAUGUGCAACUCGAGCGUCGCCUUAGGCAGGCUAGCAAUUGCAGAUUUGGGCUGCGCUUCAGGGCCCAACUCUCUCUUCCUCGUGUCUGAGGUAAUCAAGGCCGCCCACAAGCUUUCCAGCGAGAUGGGCCACGAAUCCACCGACCAGUUUCAGAUCUUUCUGAACGACCUCCCUGGAAACGACUUCAAUAACAUCUUCAGCUCCAUACAAGGCUUCAAGGAAAAAACGAGGAAAGAAAUGGGGUCUUGUCCAGAUUCUGAACCAUUGAUCUUCAUCACUGGAGUCCCUGGUUCUUUUUACGAAAGGCUUUUCCAAACUGAUAGCCUCCAUUUCAUUCACUCUUCCUAUAGUGUUCACUGGCGCUCUGAGGUACAUUUGGGUAAUUUGGUGUCAUGCUCUCUCUUGCAGGGGUUGAUAGAUCAGGAGAAAUUGGAUUCCUUCAAUCUCCCACUGUUCACUCCAUCCGCCAUGGAAGUGGAAGUCGAAGUCCAAAAACAGGGAUCCUUUGCCAUCGAACACCUGGAAUUGUGGGAUAUGAGUUGGAAUGCCUACGAGGGGGAAGUGGACUUACCUGAAGCCCUUCAAGAUGGUGGCUACAACGUUUCCAGGUGCAUGAAGGCGCUGUUUGAGCCGAUAAUUGCCCAUCAGUUUAAUCUUUCGAGGGAAAUCAUUGACGAGAUUUUCAGGAGGUAUGGUCUCCUUCUCUCCGAGUGGAUGGCUAAGGAGAGAGCUGUUCUCGUGAGUUUGACUGUCUCGCUCACUAAGUGGCGUUAA
Molecule: messenger RNA, 903 nt
Organism: Linum tenue
Lineage: Eukaryota; Viridiplantae; Streptophyta; Magnoliopsida; Malpighiales; Linaceae
Source: the annotation of a GenBank genome assembly